Molecule: messenger RNA, 3000 nt
Organism: Lacerta agilis (Sand lizard)
Lineage: Eukaryota; Metazoa; Chordata; Lepidosauria; Squamata; Lacertidae
Gene: EPHB4
Product: EPH receptor B4
Exons: 16
Coding region: 32-2965 (977 amino acids)
Biological process (GO): protein phosphorylation; axon guidance; cell surface receptor protein tyrosine kinase signaling pathway
Cellular component (GO): plasma membrane; neuron projection
Molecular function (GO): transmembrane-ephrin receptor activity; ATP binding; protein binding
Source: RefSeq, a predicted model, not a curated record
UCCUCGGAUUCAUUCUGGCGUUCCUGGAGCGAUGGCUGGCUGGCUGCUGUGCUUCUGGAUCCCCUUCGCCCUGACUGCGGAAGAGAGCCUUAUGAACACCAAGCUGGAGACGGUUGACCUACGAUGGAUGACGUACCCUGCGGAUGGGCAGUGGGAGGAGCUGAGCGGUCUGGACGAGGAGCAGAACAGCGUCCGCACCUUCGAGGUGUGCGGCGUCCGCUCUCCGAACCAGAACAACUGGCUGCGCACCACCUUCGUCCCUCGCUCGGGGGCCACGCACGUCUACGCCGAGCUCCGCUUCACGGUGGUGGAGUGCUUCUCCAUCCCGCAGGUCACGCGCUCGUGCAAGGAGACCUUCAACGUCUUCUUCUACGAGGCCGACCGCGACCUGGCCACCGAGUCCUUCCCGCCCUGGAUGGAGAACCCGUACGUCAAGGUGGACACGGUGGCGGCCGAGCACCUGACGCGCAAGCGAGCGGGCAUGGAGGCCUCCGGGAAGGUCAACGUCAAGACCCUCAAGAUCGGGCCGCUCUCCAAGGCCGGCUUCUACCUGGCCUUCCAGGACCAGGGAGCGUGCAUGGCCUUGCUCUCGGUCCGCCUCUUCUACAAGAAGUGCCCUGCCGUCACCGUCAACUUCACCCUCUUCCAGGAGACGGUCCCCCGCGAGUUGGUCAUGCCCGUGGCCGGCCGGUGCGUGCCCAACGCCGUCAAGGUCAGCGCCCGGCCUCUCAGCAUGUACUGCCGCGAGGACGGAGAGUGGGCCGAGCAGACGGUCACCGACUGCACCUGCGCGGCCGGGCACGAGCCGUCCGAGGAGAACACCAAGUGCCGAGCCUGCCCUGCGGGGAUGUUCAAGCCCUCUCAGGGUGAGGGCUUUUGCCAGAGCUGCCCGGCUUUCAGCCAAUCGAACGCCCCGGGAUCGAGCGGGUGUCCCUGCCGCAACGGAUUCUACCGGACGGAGAAGGACCCCGUGACAAAGCCGUGUGCUAAAGGCCCGUCCAAGCCCCGCAGCCCCGAGGCCAAGAUCAACGGCUCGGUGGCCGUCCUGAAGUGGAGCGAGCCCCUCGAGAACGGCGGCCGCGACGACGUGGCCUACCACGUCACCUGCUCCGAGUGCCCCGAGAAGCAGCCUUGCCGGCCCUGCUCCCGCCUGGCUUACGCCCCCCGAUCCAGGGGGCUGUGGGAGCGGUCGGUCACCGUGGAGGGUCUGCAGCCCUACAUCAACUACCUCUUCCGGAUCCAGGCCGUCAACGGCGUCUCCGAGAUGAGCCACAACCCGCCGGCCUCGGAGUCCAUCAACGUGACCACCAACAAGGACGUCCCCCAGCCCGUCUCUGAGAUCCAGCAAACGUCCGCCGGCUCCAGCACGGUCACUUUGACUUGGCCUCCUGUCCAGCCUCCAACCGGGAGCAUCCUGGACUACGAAGUCAAGUAUUAUGAGAAGAGCGGCGGGGGCACCAUGUUUGUGAAGACGUCGGAUAACCAGGUGACCCUGAGCGGCUUGCGGAGAGGGGCGAUGUACGGGGUUCAAGUCCGCGCCCGCUCGGAGGCCGGGUACGGGACGUUUGGGCCCGAGAAGGCCUUCCAGACCCAGGGAAUGGAGUCGGGAAGUAGCACGGAGAAGCUGGCCCUCAUCGUGGGAACAGCGGCGUUGGGGGCGCUCCUGGUCCUGGCAGUGAUCAUUGUGGCCAUCGUCUGCUUCCGCCGCCAGGGGGCGUCCAGGUCACGGGAGCAAGAAUACUCCGACAAGCCUGGGCAGUACCUGAUUGGACACGGCACCAAGGUCUACAUCGACCCUUUCACCUACGAAGACCCGAACGAGGCUGUGCGCGAGUUUGCCAAAGAGAUCGACGUCUCGUACGUCAAAAUUGAGGAGGUCAUUGGCGCAGGCGAGUUUGGGGAGGUGUGCCGUGGCCUCCUGAAAGUGCCCGGCAAGAAGGAAAUCUACGUGGCCAUCAAGACCCUGAAAGGCGGCUACACCGAGAAGCAGCGCCGGGAGUUCCUCAGUGAGGCCAGCAUCAUGGGCCAGUUUGAGCACCCCAACAUCAUCCGCCUGGAUGGGGUCAUCACCAACAGCGUCCCCGUCAUGAUCGUCACCGAGUUCAUGGAGAACGGAGCCCUCGACUCCUUCCUCCGGCUGAACGACGGGCAGUUCACCCCCAUCCAGCUGGUGGGGAUGCUGCGGGGCAUCGCGUCCGGCAUGCGCUACCUCUCUGACAUGAGCUACGUCCAUCGGGAUUUAGCUGCCCGCAACAUCCUGGUCAACAGCAACUUGGUCUGCAAAGUCUCCGAUUUCGGGCUGUCCCGCUUUCUUGAGGAGAAUUCGUCCGACCCCACCUACACCAGUUCGCUGGGCGGGAAGAUCCCGAUCCGGUGGACGGCCCCGGAAGCCAUCGCCUUCCGCAAGUUCACCUCCGCCAGCGACGUCUGGAGCUACGGGAUCGUCAUGUGGGAAGUCAUGUCGUUCGGGGAGAGGCCAUACUGGGACAUGUCAAACCAGGAUGUGAUAAACGCCAUCGAGCAGGACUACCGGCUACCGCCCCCUACGGACUGCCCCACUUCGCUGCACCAGCUGAUGCUCGACUGCUGGCAGAAGGACCGCAACACCCGGCCCCGAUUCGCCCAGAUCGUCAACUCAUUGGACAAACUGAUCCGGAACCCGGCCAGCCUCAAGAUCGUCUCGCGGGGAAACGGAGGGCCGUCCCACCCCCUCCUGGACCAGCGCCUGCCCCACUACUCCUCCUUCGCGUCCAUCGGCGACUGGCUCCGCGCCAUCAAGAUGGGGCGCUACGAAGAGAAUUUCGCCGGCGCCGGGUUCACCUCCUUUGAGCUUCUCAGCCAGCUCUCCACCGAAGACCUCCUCCGGAUCGGCGUGACGUUGGCCGGACAUCAGAAGAAAAUCUUGUCCAGCAUUCAGAACAUGCGUGUCCAGAGCAAAUCCGGCUCCUCCUUGGGACCCUACUGACCGCGGAGGAAGGAAACGGUCCGAAAUUAUUGCGU